AUGGCGAGCACAAUCCUUCCACUCGAACUCGUAGAUCGAUGUAUCGGAUCCCCCAUUUGGGUAUUGAUGAAGAAUGAGAGGGAAUUUACGGGUACUUUGAUGGGUUUCGACGAUUAUGUCAAUAUGGUAUUGAAGGAUGUUAAAGAAUACGAAGUGACACCAGAAGGUAUAACAGAGACUGAACUCGGUCAAACAUUGUUAAAUGGAAACAAUAUAGCAAUGUUGAUACCGGGUGGAAAAGGUCCCAAAGCAUAA
Molecule: messenger RNA, 255 nt
Organism: Kwoniella shivajii
Lineage: Eukaryota; Fungi; Basidiomycota; Tremellomycetes; Tremellales; Cryptococcaceae
Exons: 4
Coding region: 1-255 (84 amino acids)
Biological process (GO): mRNA splicing, via spliceosome
Cellular component (GO): U6 snRNP; U4/U6 x U5 tri-snRNP complex; Lsm1-7-Pat1 complex
Molecular function (GO): RNA binding
Source: RefSeq, a predicted model, not a curated record